Messenger RNA from Amoebophrya sp. A120, 1276 nucleotides. The record is from the annotation of a GenBank genome assembly. Lineage: Eukaryota; Dinophyceae; Syndiniales; Amoebophryaceae.
AUGGUGUCACGACCAAAUCCACAACAGCGCGGCGCGGACGCGACGUUUGCGGCGCGGUUUCGCGAUACGUUCGACAUCGCGACGCCACAGGGGUGCUGCAUUUCGGUUUUGCAGCGCCGCCCCGAGAUUCGUCCCUUGACUACUGCCGACGAACCAGAAGAACAGAGCUGUGAUGGAAUUAUAUCAAGCGAGAACGACGCGGCAGCAAAUUUUUCCCCGCCGUCUGAACACUUGAAAAGUAGUGAGAGCACGGAGCGCAGUUCUAACACGACGACCACAGCUGUACAACUCCUACACACGACACGAAGGACCGAGGACGAUCCACUCGACACCGGCUGCACCGUGUGGGAGUCUGCUGAAUUGCUAGCCCAGUUCUUGCUGCAUGCGAACUUUUUCGAGGGGUACUAUUAUCCGAACGUACUAGAAUUGGGCGCGGGCACCGGAGUCUGCGGCCUCGUGGCAGCCGCAGCGGUGGACUGCGAUAGCGUUGUUCUCACCGACUUGCCGCAGAUGCAGGAUUUGCUCCAGAAAAACAUCGCGCGCAACAGCUUCCUCUUCUCCUGGAACUACCACUGCGGGGCACAACCGGAGGACGCGGGCAGUCACGGAACAGGCGUGAGGCGGUUGCGGCGAAUAGAGAAUAUGACACUUGCCUGGGGAAGCAGAGAGACCACCGCUGCCGCAACGCCCGGAGAAAACUCUACUCCGGUGCUUCACGUGGAUCUGUGCUUGUGUGCCGACUUGGUUUACAGCCCCGAGCAUGUAGCGCUUUUGCUCCAGACCGUUGCCGAUCUGUUCGAGACGAAUCCCAACAUGUACAUCCUCUUCGCGCAAAACCCCAAACACAACCCCCUGGCCUGGCGACAAAUGCGGCGAAAAUUGCAGGAGUUUUACUCCGUGGAGGACUUGUGGCCGGCAUUCUGGCGCGGCGUGCGAAGUGAGGCACAGAAAAAUCAUCUACGCGAGAAGUUUUCAACAUCAAAAAUGUCAGGCCACGAUAUGCUGGAUCUCCUUGGCAUUUGCAUGAAAUGAUUUUCGGAAGAUCCUCCACCUCCUCGAGAACAGUACUUAACCUGAUAGGCGACACAGUGUUAUAAUGAAUAUAUUCGCUUGUUUCAAAGUGUUUUUCGCCUCUUUGCUACGCCGGUUCUAGUGUUCACACAUGCUGGUCUUGUGCCCGAAUUUGUACACUACUUUGAAAGGGUUUCGCUUGUUUUUUUUCCUUUCUGGGUUAUGAUGGUCGCUGAGAGAGGCGGGUCUGUGAAAGAGACGGCGG